GCCAACCAGUGACGUGUUCUUGUUUUCGAAGUAUUACUAAAAAAUUAAUUUAUAGCAAUAUAUAAUAAAAGCAAAUUGAGAAAAACGCCUCAUCGACGUGUACUUAAGAUGUCAACCUACGAAGAAUUUAUUGAGCAAAAUGAAGAACGGGACGGAGUCCGCUUGUCAUGGAAUGUAUGGCCAGCAAGUAGAUUAGAAGCUACUCGUUUAGUUGUACCUGUAGGUUGUUUGUAUCAGCCAUUGAAAGAAAGACCUGAUUUACCUCCAAUACAGUAUGAUCCUGUUGUGUGUACACGUAAUACUUGUCGAGCAAUAUUAAAUCCAUUAUGCCAAGUGGAUUAUAGAGGAAAAAUGUGGAUAUGUAAUUUUUGUUUUCAAUGUAAUUCAUUUCCUCCUCAAUAUGGUGCGAUUUCAGAGCAACACCAACCAGCUGAACUUAUCCCAGCUUUUUCUACCAUUGAAUACUCUAUAACGAGAGCUAAAACGAUGCCACCAAUAUUUUUGUUCGUUGUGGAUACUUGUAUGGAUGAUGAAGAACUAGGUGCACUCAAAGAUUCAUUACAAAUGUCUCUUAGUUUAUUACCACCUAAUGCUCUUGUCGGUUUAAUUACAUUUGGAAAUGUUGUUCAGGUUCAUGAAUUGGGAUGUGAAGGUAUUUCCAAGUCAUAUGUCUUUAGAGGUACUAAAGAUUUACCACCAAAGCAAAUUCAAGAUAUAUUAGGAAUUGGUAAAUAUGCUACACCAACUGCUCAAUCUGGUGUACCACAACAGCAACAGCAAGUUAAUGCACCUUCAAAUAGAUUUAUACAACCUGUCCAAAAUUGUGAUGUUAAUAUGUCAGACCUGUUGAAUGAACUUUUAAAAGAUCCAUGGCCUGUUUCCCAAGGCAUGAGACCACUUAGAAGCACGGGCAUGGCAUUAUCAAUUGCUGUUAGCUUACUAGAGUCAUCUUAUCCACAUGCUGGUGCCCGUAUAAUGUUAUUUGUUGGCGGAGCUUGUUCUCAAGGUCCUGGUCAUGUUGUUAAUGAAAAAUUGUCUGACACAAUUCGUUCCCAUGAUCAAAUAAUGAAAGAUAAUGCUCCAUACAUGAAAAAAGCUACUAAACAUUAUGAUACCUUAGCAGUUCGUGCUGCAACCAAUGGACAUACUAUUGAUAUUUAUGCUUGUGCGUUAGAUCAAACUGGUUUGAUGGAGAUGAAACAAUGUUGUAAUUCAACAGGGGGUCAUAUGGUUAUGGGUGAUUCAUUCAAUUCAUCUUUAUUUAAACAAACGUUUCAAAGAGUAUUAGCGCGGGAUCAUGAAAAUAACUUAAAGAUGGCAUUUAAUGCUAAUUUGGAAGUAAAAACUUCAAGAGAAAUAAAAAUCAUGGGAGCUAUUGGUCCUUGUGUUUCAUUAAAUAUCAAGAAUCCAUGUGUAUCUGAUUGCGAUUUAGGAUUAGGUGGAACAUGUCAAUGGAAAAUGUGCAGUUUAAUGCCCAAUACAACUUGUGCCUUUUUCUUUGAAAUUGUUAAUCAACAUGGCUCACCAAUACCACAAGGAGGACGUGGUUGUAUACAAUUCAUCACUCAAUAUCAACAUUCCAGUGGAUACAAACGAAUAAGAGUCACAACAUUAGCUAGAAAUUGGGCAGACCCUGUUCAGAAUAUGAUACAUGUAAGUGCUGGCUUUGAUCAAGAAGCAUCAGCAGUCUUAAUGGCUCGUAUGGUAGUGAACCGUGCAGAAACUGAAGAUAGUCCAGAUGUAAUGCGAUGGGCUGAUCGUACUCUUAUACGCUUGUGUCAGAAAUUUGGAGAUUAUCAAAAAGAUGAUCCUAACAGUUUUCGAUUACCAGAAAACUUCAGUUUAUAUCCACAGUUUAUGUAUCAUUUAAGACGGUCUCAAUUUUUACAAGUUUUUAAUAAUAGUCCGGAUGAAACUUCUUACUACAGACAUAUGUUAAUGCGUGAAGAUGUUACCCAAAGUUUAAUCAUGAUACAACCAAUUCUGUACAGUUAUAGUUUUAAUGGUAGGCCUGAACCUGUGCUCUUAGAUACCAGUAGUAUUCAAGCUGAUAAAAUAUUAUUAAUGGACACAUUUUUCCAUAUUUUGAUAUUCCAUGGAGAGACUAUUGCUCAAUGGAGAGCUAUGGAUUAUCAAAAUAGGCCUGAGUAUAGUAAUUUCAAACAACUGCUUCAAGCACCUGUUGAUGAUGCUCAAGAAAUUCUUAAAACUCGAUUUCCAAUGCCUCGGUAUAUUGAUACCGAACAAGGUGGCAGCCAAGCAAGAUUUUUACUGUGCAAAGUUAAUCCAUCUCAAACUCAUAAUAAUAUGUAUGCUUAUGGUGGUGAUGGUGGAGCACCUGUUCUAACAGAUGAUGUAAGCUUGCAACUAUUUAUGGAACAUUUAAAAAAGUUAGCAGUAUCAUCAAAUGCUUAGAAAGUAUUUUAAAUUAUAAUAUAUUUUUGUUUAAAUUUUUUA
Messenger RNA from Sipha flava (yellow sugarcane aphid), 2457 nucleotides. RefSeq names its product protein transport protein Sec23A (gene Sec23). Gene Ontology annotation, cellular component: endoplasmic reticulum exit site; COPII vesicle coat. Gene Ontology annotation, molecular function: zinc ion binding; GTPase activator activity. Bases 109 to 2415 code for a protein of 768 amino acids. The transcript has 17 exons. Gene Ontology annotation, biological process: COPII-coated vesicle budding; intracellular protein transport; endoplasmic reticulum to Golgi vesicle-mediated transport. NCBI's taxonomy places the organism in Eukaryota, Metazoa, Arthropoda, Insecta, Hemiptera, Aphididae. The record is from RefSeq and is a predicted model, not a curated record.